AGUGGAGGCAGGGAGCUAGUCCUUGGCGGCAUGAGGGCUCUUUAGGCUGCCUCUGCAAACCAAAGGAGAGCCCCCUCAGCUCCAGCAAGGCAUGCAGGGCUCCCCCUCUCCCACCAAUUCCUGCCCUCUCUAAGGGCUGGCUGGCUGGCUCCCCAGCUCUGCGGGAGGAGGAGGAGGAGGAUGCCCUCCAAGGGCGCCCUGGGGCUCUGGCUCUGGCUUCUCCUGGAAAUACAACUCGAGGCUACACCUGCAGCAUGUGUGGAUCAAACAGGAGUUGACACCCCAAACCGCCUCUUUCCCUCUUUGCACUCAGAAUUGCUGGGCUUCAUAGACAGCGGUGAAUAUGAGAUUGUGACAGCAUAUGAAGUAGACCAAAAGGGGGAUUAUGUAAGUCAUGCAGUUGCACAUCAUGAAAGGAGAAAGAGAUCAACAUCAGAAAAAAGAAAGGACUCACUGCACCUCCGUUUCCAUGGGUUUGGCCAUGACUUCCAGCUUGACCUUAAGACUUCUGAUUUUCUUGUGGCCCCUGGAUUUACAAUACAGACACUGGGCAAGGGACAAACCAAGUCACUACGUACAUACCCUUCAGAAGACUUUUGCUUUUAUCAAGGAGUCUUGCGAUUGCACAAAAAUUCAUCCGUAGCACUUUCAACAUGUGGAGGCUUGUCAGGCUUGAUAAGGACACAGGAAGCUGAUUACUUGCUGAAACCACUACCUCCAAAUCUUGCACUUAAACAUAACUACUCUGCACCUCAUGGUCACCACUCUCAUGUACUGUAUAAGAGAUCUACUGAGCCUCAGCUGGCAAUUGAUAAUGAGAUAACUGUGAAUGAUGAGAAGCAAAAGGAAGUGGAUGCUCACAAUAAUGUCUUCGAAGAAACUCAGCAGCAGCAGCAGCACAAUUCCAAGCGGCAGCAAAAACAGCACUUUUGUGGGAGGCGCAAGAAAUAUAUGCCCCAGCCUCCAGCUGGAGACACCUAUAUCUUACCAGAUGAAUAUAAAUUCCUGCUGCGAAACAAACGAUCUCUUCUGAAGGCCCACAAGAACAAAGAGCUGAAUGUUGAGACUUUAGUGGUGGUUGACAAAAAAAUGAUGCAAAACCAUGGCCAUGACAACAUUACUACUUAUGUCUUAACUAUACUCAAUAUGGUUUCUGCUUUGUUUAGAGAUGGAACAAUUGGAGGCAAUAUUAACAUUGCAGUUGUUGGCUUGAUACUUUUGGAAGAAGAUCAGCCAGGGCUCAUGAUCAGUCACCAUGCUGACCACACAUUGAGCAGUUUCUGCCAAUGGCAGUCUGGGCUGAUGGGAAAAGAUGGAAGCCGCCAUGACCAUGCCAUUUUAUUGACAGGCCUUGAUAUCUGUUCCUGGAAGAAUGAGCCAUGUGAUACCUUGGGAUUUGCUCCAAUUAGUGGAAUGUGCAGUAAAUAUCGUAGCUGCACAGUUAAUGAAGAUACUGGGCUUGGACUGGCUUUUACUAUUGCUCAUGAGUCUGGACAUAACUUUGGCAUGGUCCAUGAUGGAGAAGGAAAUAUUUGCAAAAAGUCUGAAGGCAACAUUAUGUCCCCUACACUGGCAGGGCACAAUGGGGUCUUUUCCUGGUCAGCUUGUAGUCGUCAGUAUCUCUACAAAUUUCUAAGCUCUGCUCAGUCCUUGUGUCUUGCUGAUCAGCCUAAGCCUGUACAAGAAUACAAGUAUCCAGAGAAGCUUCCAGGAGAAUUGUAUGAUGCAGCCACUCAGUGCAAGUGGCAGUUUGGAGAGAAAGCCAAGUUGUGCAUGAUGGACUUUAAAAAGGAUAUUUGCAAAGCAUUAUGGUGCCAUCGAGUUGGUAGAAAAUGUGAAACCAAAUUUAUGCCAGCUGCAGAAGGGACGAUGUGUGGUUAUGACAUGUGGUGUCGUGGAGGCCAGUGUGUGAAAUAUGGUGAUGAAGGACCCAAGCCAAUCCAUGGGCAUUGGUCAGAGUGGUCCAAGUGGUCAUCAUGUUCCAGAACAUGUGGAGGAGGCAUAUCUCAUCGAGAACGAAACUGUACUAAUCCAAGGCCAUCCCAUGGAGGAAAGUUCUGUGAGGGUUCCCCUCGGAUGCUGAAACUCUGCAACCAUCAGAAAUGCCCCAAAAACAGCAUUGGCUUCAGAGCUGCCCAGUGUGCAGAAUUCAACAGCAAGCGAUUCAGGGGAUGGAACUACAAGUGGAGACCCUACACUCAAGUGGAAGACCAAGACUUAUGCAAACUCUACUGUAUUGCAGAAGGAUUUGAUUUCUUCUUUUCUCUGUCAAACAAAGUGAAAGAUGGAACACCCUGUUCAGAAGACAGCCCUAAUGUUUGUAUAGAUGGGAUUUGUGAGGUAGUUGGCUGUGAUCAUGUCUUAGGCUCCAGUGCUGUGGAAGAUGCUUGUGGAGUGUGUGAAGGAGAUAACUCAACAUGUAGAAUCUAUAAGGGACAGUUCACUAAACACCACCUUACAAAUCAGUACUACACAUUGGUCACCAUCCCUGCUGGAGCACGAAGCAUUCGUGUAUAUGAAAUGACCAUCUCCCACUCCUAUAUUGCUGUUCGUAGUGCUAAUAAAAAAUAUCACCUUAAUGGCUACUGGACUGUUGACUGGCCAGGAAAAUACAAUUUUGCUGGAUCAGUGUUUGACUAUCAAAGGCAACAUAAUGAACCGGAGACACUAAGUGCUGCUGGACCAACAAAUGAAAGCCUAGUAAUUGAGCUUCUUUCCCAAGGUAAAAGUAUAGGAAUUGCCUGGGAAUACUCUCUUCCUAAGACAGAAAAUGAAAGAAUGACAGCCAUGAAACAUAACUAUACAUGGACCAUCAUCCACUCUAAAUGCUCAGUCUCAUGUGGAGUAGGUCAAAUGGUCACAAGAGGAAGCUGCUACAAAGAUCUGCAAGAAGAAGUAGAUGCCUCUUUUUGCAACUCCAAGAGUCAACCAGCUACUGAAAUUAUUCCUUGCAAAAUGCCAGCUUGCCCUCCCAGCUGGUCUAUUGGUAACUGGAGUGAGUGCAGCUUGACUUGUGGAGCAGGAGAGAGGUAUCGAUAUGUCCGCUGCAUGCAGAAAAUUCAGUAUAAGCCAGAAUGGGUAUCAGAUUCUCUGUGUCGACUCCCUGUCCCAAUCAAGAGGGAGCUUUGCAACACCCAAAGCUGUCCACCUGUUUGGAGCACAGGCCCCUGGUCUGAGUGCUCACGAACAUGUGGAAAAGGCUGGAGAAAGAGAGUGGUGGUAUGCAAAAGCUCUAGUCCCUCUCCCUGGGCUCCAUUUUUGUCUGAUGGUGCCUGUGUAGCAGAACUGAAACCAAAGAUACAAGAAACCUGCCUCCUGAAGCGGUGCCAUAAACAAAAGAAGCUACAGUGGAUUCUAUCCACAUGGACUGAGUGUUCUGUGACAUGUGGAAAGGGAAUACAAAGGAGAACGCUGAAUUGUGCGGAAAAGUAUGUUUCUGGGAAGUAUAGAGAACUUGCUCCUCGGAAGUGUUUCCACCUACAAAAACCAAAUGCUGAGCUGGAAAAAGUGUGCCUCUUAAGCCCAUGUCCUGGGCACACUGCAUAUUCAUCAGUAAAUCAGGGCAGCUGGUUUUCAUCUUCUUGGUCUCAGUGCUCAGCAACCUGUGGAGGUGGCAUGCAAGUGCGGUCUGUUCAGUGCCUAGCAAAUGGACAGUCAGCCACUGGAUGUCUCUUGCAUCAGAAGCCUAUUGCCUCACAAGCUUGUAAUACCAACUUCUGUCUCCUCCCUGAAAAAAAAGAUGCCUUCUGUAAGGAUUACUUUUAUUGGUGCCACUUGGUUCCCCAGCAUGGUGUUUGCAAUCAUAGUUUCUAUGGAAAACAAUGCUGCAGGUCUUGCAUAAAUUCAAAUUUGUGAGAACUGAUCUAAAAUAUAAAGAAAGCAAAAUGAGCUGUGUCUCCUAACUUGGGGCUGUGCCCAAUAAACAAAGGAGUCUCAAGAGUUUGCUACUACAGUUUGUUCUGAAACUUAAUUCUUCAUUAAUCAAUCAGCCCAGAUACAAAAGUGUAGUCAAAAACUACUCAGAUAGGUGUGAUGCCUCAAAUGUCCUUUUCUGAUGUGACCCACUUAGCUGCUUGCAGGUGGGUGUCCUGUUCUUCUGAUGUGUGGACAGAAAUGGAUCUUGAGGAAUGUGCUUUUACCCCAAAACUGUGAGUAUUCCAAAAGGGAAAAGUGAUCCUUAGGGAUGCCACUGAAGAGCUGCCUGGAAAAGGAGCAUCUGCAAAAAGCAGCAGAGUUAUUAGCUGAGCAUGAGAGAGGACUUUUUUUCCUUUUUACCUCAGUUAUCAUCAUUAAAUAACAAUUCUGGCAUUUUCUACUAGAAAGAUUUCUGGUGUGAACACCCUUGAAAUCACUGGGAUCAGAUAAAGAGGAUUAGUGCAUGGGAGCAUUUCCAUGGGGCACACCAUGGGUUGUACUCAAAAUAUUUAUUGCAUUUUACUGAUGUUUGUGUUCAGUUCCCAGUCAUUUCAUGGGACUGCUUGCAGGAGGUGAAGUCCUCCAUGGCUUAUUGCUGCUCUCCUGCAGCUAAAUGCCAGUGACAGAAUCUGUGAACACCCUGUGGAAAUGAAUACUGUAACUGAUUACAGCAAUUGAAAUGUACUUGAGGCACUUUUGCCAAUAAAUGAACCUAAACUGCUUUAGGUAGAGCUGUAGCUUUUAUCAAAUAUUGGGGAGGAAGGGAGACAAAAACCUCAGGGUGCCCUUUCUCUUUGUCAACAUCUGGAAGAUAAUGAAAUCUCUUUAUGUUUUUUUUUCAUCUGAGUGAUCUUAUUUAAAUGUCCUUGUUUUAUGCUUUACUGUUAAGUAUAAAAGGUGUUCUGCCAUCAGUGUUACUCAAGUGGCUGAUUAUACCAAAACUAUGUUGUUUGCAUUUAAACAUAUGGUACUACUAUGUUAGAUUCCAGCACUAUAGUAGCAUAAUAAACCUAUGAAAUGUUUUUUUCUUUUUUCUUUUUCCAGUGUUUUUGCAUUGUAAUUGUUAUUCAGGGCAAAUAGAAAACUUCAAAGCAGCACUGAAUGCUUUCAUUGGCUGGAAUUCUAGCCCAAUUGGUUCUAGUUAGAGUAGAACCACUGAAUCCAUUCUUGAUUGGGGAAUCAAACUUUACAGAAAACCCACUGUGACUAAUAACAGGAUUUUGGCCAUUAGACAAUAUGUAUGUUCUGCAAUUGUACAAAAGCUUAGAAAUAUUUUUAUACAGUACUGUACAUAUUAAUUCCUGAGAAUUUCAGCUUUCAUUCAACAAAGAAAGCGCCAGAACAGAAGGCCCUUAAAAGACCCUUUAGGGCAUUAUCAGCAUGCGGCAUUUAUAUGCCACAUGAUCUGAUGAUGCCCUAAAGUUGCCCAGAAGCUGGGGGCCUGCCCAGACAUGGGUGGUUUCAAGAUGCUCCACUGGCAUGGAAUUUGGAAACCACCAUGGGGAUGUAGCACAGUCACUAAAGGCGGUUUUUCCAUGACCCCAAAAGGAGUGGAUCUUUGCUGCUUCUUUUUGGGCUGCCUUCAAGGCAGAUUGGGGCCAUGGCGUUGCCAUGGCCCCAAUCCAUCUUCUUGCUGGUCUGUUUUGCCCCUCGGUUUCUAGCCCUUAUGCCUGUAAAAUACCCCUAAAUAUAUAUGGGUUUUUCUUGCCACAGUCUCAAAUACCAGAGCAAUAGAGGUAAGGUAUUAAUCAGGCUUUGGUUCUUUUCACAGUCCUUACUCCACACAAUUAAUAAAAAGCAAGUGCGUUUUGUAAAUUUGUACUUUUUGCAAAAUGUAUAUGGGUCAUAACAUCUUGGGGGGGGGGGAAUGCAGAAUUUUUCACUUUUGUUUUAUCAGAGUGUGAAUCACCCUGGCUAAAAAUGUGUAUUGCAGUUAACAGCAUUGGUGCUUCCUUAAGAUUUUUGGUGCUGCCAAUUCAAAUGGGAAUCUUGACUAUUUAUAUUAUCUGAAACUUAAUAAAUUUUUAUUUGUUUCU
This is a messenger RNA of Sceloporus undulatus (fence lizard), 5951 nucleotides long. It is a transcript of the gene ADAMTS16, whose product is annotated as ADAM metallopeptidase with thrombospondin type 1 motif 16. The coding region runs from base 181 to 3855 and encodes 1224 amino acids. Gene Ontology annotation, molecular function: metalloendopeptidase activity. The record is from RefSeq and is a predicted model, not a curated record. The transcript has 23 exons. NCBI's taxonomy places the organism in Eukaryota, Metazoa, Chordata, Lepidosauria, Squamata, Phrynosomatidae. Gene Ontology annotation, cellular component: extracellular matrix. Gene Ontology annotation, biological process: extracellular matrix organization; proteolysis.